Molecule: messenger RNA, 25727 nt
Organism: Coregonus sp. 'balchen'
Lineage: Eukaryota; Metazoa; Chordata; Actinopteri; Salmoniformes; Salmonidae
Source: the annotation of a GenBank genome assembly
GUGUCUGUGUCGUCAGUGCUGUGUCUGUCGUCUGUGAGAGAGUUACCAGUCCAGGUGAGGGAGCUGUACGGUCAGGGCUUUGUCCUGGUGGCUGUCCAUCCCUUCGUCCACCCCUGUGGCCCCAGGCCCGCACGCAUCCAACGCCAGCUACACAGAGCCAUCCUCAUCAGAGAGACACACAGGUACGGAAACACACACACAUAGUCUCACUCACUCCCUCACACACAUACUCACACACACACUCACACACACACACACACACUCACUCACACACAUAGUCUCACUCACUCCCACACACACACACACUCACACACACACACAUACAUACACUCUCAUUUCCCUCAUUCAAUAACUGCUACACAGAACAUAGAGACACAUAGUUAGGUAAUACCUUUCUCACCAGCAGGAGCCUCAUCGGAAUUAAUUUCCCACCCACAGAAUCUGUGAAAUGGAAGCAAAAUCCUAUUCUCUUCCCGGGAUUUUCGGGAGUGAUCUAUUCUCAACCGUGGAAUGUGUAGAUGGGGAAAUGUAUACAUCAUCUUUUUCUUUCACACUCCCACACACACACACACACACAUACACAUACACACACACACACACACACACACACACACACACACACAGUUGGGUGCUUGGCUGCUCCUUUAUGCCCCUCCUGCCAAGUGGCACCUGUCACCGUGGAGACGGCUGAUUGUAUCAUCAGCACCCACCGGAGGGGAACAAUGUGCAAAGAGAGGGGAACCAUGAGGCCUCCUCUCCUCUCCUCCUUUCAUCUCUCCAUCACUUUAUUACUCUCCUCUCUCCAUCUCCCACCUCUCUCCAUCUCUCUCCUCUCUCCAUCUCUCUCCUCUCUCCAUCUCCCUCCUCUCUCCAUCUCUCUCCGCUCUCCAUCUCCCACCUCUCUCUCUCUCCAUCUCUCUCCAUCUCCCACCUCUCUCAAUCUCCCACCUCUCGCCAUCUCCCACCUCUCUCCAUCUCUCUCCUCUCUCCAUCUCUCUCCUCUCUCCAUCUCCCACCUCUCUCCAUCUCUCUCCUCUCUCCAUCUCCCACCUCUCUCCAUCUCCCCCUCUCUCCAUCUCUCUCCUCUCUCCAUCUCUCUCCUCUCUCCAUCUCUCUCCUCUCUCCAUCUCCCACCUCUCUUCCAUCUCUCCCUCUCCAUCCCCCAUCUCCACCUCUCUCCAUCUCUCUCCUCUCCUCUCCAUCUCUCCUCCUCUCUCCAUCUCUCCUCCUCUCUCCAGUCUCCCACCUCCUCCAUCUCCCCUCUCUCCAUCUCCCACCUCUCUCAUCUCCCACCUCUCUCAUCUCCCACCGUCUCUCCAUCUCUCUAUCUCCCACCUCUCUCCCAUCUCCCCACCUCUCUCCAUCUCUCUCCUCUCUCCUUCUCCCACGCUCUCCCUCCUCCACCCUCUCCAUCUCCUCACCUCUCUCCAUCUCUCUCCUCUCUCCAUCUCCCACCUCUCUCCAUCUCCCACCUCUCUCCAUCUCCCACCUCUCUCCAUCUCCCACCUCUCUCCAUCGCUCUCCUCUCUCACCAUCUCUCUCCUCUCUCCAUCGCUCUCCUCUCUCCAUCUCUCUCCUCUCCCCAUCUCUCCUCUUUCAUCUCUCUCCUCUCUUCAUCUCUCUCCUCUUUAUCUCUCUCCUCUCUCAAUCACUCUCCUCUCUCCAUCUCUCUCCUCUCUCCAUCUCUCUCCUCUCCAUUGCUCACCUCUCUCCAUCGCUCACCUCUCUCCAUCGCUCACCUCUCUCUCCAUCUCUCUCCUCUCCUCUCCAUCUCUCUCCUCUCUCUCCAUCGCUCUCCUCUCUCCAUCUCUCUCCUCUCUCCUCUCUCUCCAUCUCUCUCCUCUCUCUCCAUCUCUCUCCUCUCUCUCCAUCGCUCUCCUCUCUCCAUCUCUCUCCUCUCUCCUCUCUCUUCAUCUCUCUCCUCUCUCCUCCUCUCCUUUCCUCCUCCUCUCCUAUCACCCAGGAGGCUGUCAUCAAAAACCUUUGACUGGUUUAACAUGUCUAAACAUGUUAUAGAUGCUGUCUGAAGAUGUUAUAGAUGUCUGAAGAUGCUAUAGAUGUGUUAUAGAUGCUGUCUGAAGAUGUUAUAGAUGUGUUAUAGAUGCUGUCUGAAGAUGUUAUAGAUGCUGUCUGAAGAUGUUAUAGAUGUGUUAUAGAUGCUGUCUGAAGAUGUUAUAGAUGCUGUCUGAAGAUGUUAUAGAUGCUGUCUGAAGAUGUUAUAGAUGCUGUCUGAACAAUGGUAUAGAUGUGUUAUAGAUGCUGUCUGAAGAUGUUAUAGAUGCUGUCUGAACAUUGUAUAGAUGUGUUAUAGAUGCUGUCUGAAGAUGUUAUAGAUGCUGUCUGAACAUGGUAUAGAUGUGUUAUAAAUGCUGUCUGAACAUGGUAUAGAUGUGUUAUAGAUGCUGUCUGAACAUGGUAUAGAUGUGUUAUAGAUGCUGUCUGAACAUGGUAUAGAUGUGUUAUAGAUGCUGUCUGAACAUGGUAUAGAUGUGUUAUAGAUGCUGUCUGAAAUUGUUAUAGAUGCUGUCUGAACAUGGUAUAGAUGUGUUCUAAAUGCUGUCUGAACAUGGUAUAGAUGUGUUAUAGAUGCUGUCUGAAAUUGUUAUAGAUGCUGUCUGAUCAUGAUAUAGAUGUGUUAUAAAUGCUGUCUGAACAUGGUAUAGAUGUGUUAUAGAUGCUGUCUGAAAUUGUUAUAGAUGCUGUCUGAACAUGGUAUAGAUGUGUUCUAAAUGCUGUCUGAACAUGGUAUAGAUGUGUUAUAGAUGCUGUCUGAAAUUGUUAUAGAUGCUGUCUGAACAUGGUAUAGAUGUGUUAUAGAUGCUGUCUGAACAUGGUAUAGAUGUGUUAUAGAUGCUGUCUGAACAUGGUAUAGAUGUGUUAUAGAUGCUGUCUGAUAAUGGUAUAGAUGUGUUAUAGAUGCUGUCUGAAGAUGGUAUAGAUGUGUUAUAGAUGCUGUCUGAACAUGGUAUAGAUGUGUUAUAAAUGCUGUCUGAACAUGGUAUAAAUGUUUUAUAGAUGCUGUCUGAACAUGGUAUAGAUGUGUUAUAGAUGCUGUCUGAACAUGGUAUAGAUGUGUUAUAAAUGCUGUCUGAACAUGGUAUAGAUGUGUUAUAGAUGCUGUCUGAACAUGGUAUAGAUGUGUUAUAGAUGCUGUCUGAACAUGGUAUAGAUGUGUUAUAGAUGCUGUCUGAACAUGGCAUAGAUGUGUUAUAAAUGCUGUCUGAACAUGGUAUAAAUGUUUUAUAGAUGCUGUCUGAACAUGGUAUAGAUGUGUUAUAGAUGCUGUCUGAACAUGGUAUAGAUGUGUUAUAAAUGCUGUCUGAACAUGGUAUAGAUGUGUUAUAGAUGCUGUCUGAACAUGGUAUAGAUGUGUUAUAGAUGCUGUCUGAACAUGGUAUAGAUGUGUUAUAAAUGCUGUCUGAACAUGGUAUAAAUGUUUUAUAGAUGCUGUCUGAACAUGGUAUAGAUGUGUUAUAGAUGCUGUCUGAACAUGGUAUAGAUGUGUUAUAAAUGCUGUCUGAACAUGGUAUAGAUGUGUUAUAGAUGCUGUCUGAUCAUGGUAUAGAUGUGUUAUAGAUGCUGUCUGAACAUGGUAUAGAUGUGUUAUAGAUGCUGUCUGAACAGCAUCUAUAACCACUCCUGAGUGGCGCAGUGGUCUAAGGCACUGCAUCGCAGUGCUAACUGUGCCACUAGAGAUCCUGGUUCGAAUCCAGGCUCUGUCGCAGCCGGCCGCGACCGGGAGACUCAUGGGCGGCGCACAAUUGGCCCAGCGUCGUCUAGGGUAGGGGAGGGAAUGGCCGGCAGGGAUGUAGCUCAGUUGAUAGAGCAUGGCGUUUGCAACGCCAGGGUUGUGGGUUAGAUUCCCACGGGGGGCCAGUAUAAAAAAUAAAUAAAUAUGUAAUCACUAACUGUAAGUCGCUCUGGAUAAGAGCGUCUGCUAAAUGACUAAAAAUGUAAAUGUAAAUGUAUAGAUGUGUUAUAGAUGCUGUCUGAACAUGGUAUAGAUGUGUUAUAGAUGCUGUCUGAAGAUGUUAUAGAUGCUGUCUGAACAUGGUAUAGAUGUGUUAUAGAUGCUGUCUGAAGAUGUUAUUAAUGCUGUCUGAACAUGGUAUAGAUGUGUUAUAGAUGCUGUCUGAACAUGGUAUAGAUGUGUUAUAGAUGCUGUCUGAAGAUGUUAUUAAUGCUGUCUGAUCAUGGUAUAGAUGUGUUAUAGAUGCUGUCUGAUCAUGGUAUAGAUGUGUUAUAAAUGCUGUCUGAUCAUGGUAUAGAUGUGUAUAGUCCCUACACCCAAACGAGGACAUUGCGUUCAUCCACCUCUGGCCUGCUGGCUCCCCUUCCUCUGCGGAAGCACAGCUCCCCCUCAGCCCAGUCAAAACUGUUCGCUGCUCUGGCACCCCAAUGGUGGAACAAGCUCCCUCACGACGCCAGGACAGCGGAGUCACUCACCACCUUCCGGAGACAUUUGAAACCCCACCUCUUUAAGGAAUACCUGGGAUAGGCUAAAGUAUUCCUUCUAACCCCCCCCCCCCCCCCCCCCCCCCCCCCCCCCCCCCCAAAUUGUAAAGUGGUUAUCCCACUGGCUAUAGGGUGAACGCACCAAUUUGUGAGUCGCUCUGGCUAAGAGCGUCUGCUAAAUGACGUUAAUGUGCCCUUGAGCAAGGCACUUAACCCUAAUUGCUCCUGUAAGUCGCUCUGGUUAAGAGCGUCUGCUAAAUGACUAAAAUGUAAAUGUUAUAGAUGCUGUCUGAACAUGGUAUAGAUGUGUUAUAAAUGCUGUCUGAUCAUGGUAUAGAUGUGUUAUAGAUGCUGUCUGAACAUGUUAGAAUUGCCCUGAAGCACAACAGAUGACUAGGCUCCAGCAUACAAACAUGAUGAUCCAUAGUUUUAUUCACUCCUUCAUCAGUCCUUUCUUCCCUACAUAGUGCACUACUUUUGAACAUAGCCCUAUGGACCACUAUGAGCCCUGGCCAAAAGUAGUGCACUAUAUAGGGAAUAGGGUGCCAUUUGGUUCGCAACUUAAAUGCCCGCUGAUGUCUUCCUUCAUCCCUCUUUCAUCUCUCUCUCUCCAGUUCAGAGAAGACCCAGCUGAAGUGGGCGGGCCGUCGCCUGGAGACAGACGUGUGUGUGGCGGGUCAACAGGCCCCCGACCCGGAUGUCAUCCAGAACUACGUGAAGAAGGUCACCAUUAGUACUAAUGCACAGAUCUAGGAUCAGCUUACUACUCCCACUCAGCUCCACUCUGGGAGGAGUUGCCCAUAGGCACAGAUCUAGGAUCAACAAAUUCCUCCCAAAUUUGAGCUUAAAGGGACAUUACACUCCAGAAUUCCUCCCCAAAUGUUAACCUUAAUAUUUGACAGGAAAGAGACUAGGGGAAAGCUUAUCCUACUUCCCUUGGAUGCUGCUUACUCUUCUCCUUCCCCUACUGGUUAUGUACACCUGUAUCAUUCUUUAGGUCAAUGGAGAGGAGAGGAGAGGAGAGGAGAGGAGAGGAGAGGAGAGGAGAGGAGAGGAGAGGAGAGGAGAGGAGAGGAGGCCACUUUAGACUAUUGAGAUGCCCCCCUAAAGUCACGAUCAGCUGUGACAUCAUCAUUUAACAACCACAAACACCUUAGUAUUACAGUAUAGUAGUGAAUUCAUCUCAUUCUACAGCGACCAUGAGAAGUGAACAGGCCUUUAUUGAGGAGAUUUCCAUGUGAACAGGCAGAGCACAAAAGGGAGUGGUGAUUGGAUUGAAAUGCACAGGGCUCAGUAUAAUGUGAUAUGGUCAGGCAGCAUGACAUGAAUAAGCAAUCAGAUAGCAGCCUGGCUGCCAGGAAAUAGCUGAAAAGAACCAUAGACAGGAGCCAAUAGGAGAGUGCGGGACAGGGAGACCGGUCUUAUCACACUGCAGAGGUGGGCACUGCUUCCCUGUGACACACGUACACGCUAAAUAUGAAUAAGUAAAUGUCAAGGAGGUAUAAUAACCUUUUGGUGGGAGUGUGUGACACACACACACGUAUACAUUUUGUAUUUUCACCCCAAUCUUGACAGACUCAAGUGGUGGACAGUAUCUGUUCAGUGUCUCUCCCCACAGGAUGUGUGUAUGUGUGUUGAUUGUCAUUGUGUUGAUUGUGAUUGGUGGAGGGAUGAUAAUGAGGAAAGAGGUCUCAUUAUUGUUGUGUGGUAGUUAGCAUUCUGUGUUCUCUCUGACAAGCCCCUCUCAAACUGUCAGGGUUAAUAUCAACUGACAAUUAACCAGAGGAGCUCUGUGAGGAAGAGGAGAAAGACAGACACACACACACACUAAUGACAAACAGACACACACACACUAAUGACAAACAGACACACACACACACACACACUAAUGACAAACAGACACACACACACUAAUGACAAACAGACACACACAGUGGAUAAUUAGGUUCCUUUGUCAUUAGAAUAUUUGAUCUUUAGGGAUGAUUAGGUUGGCUGUUAAUUUGAAUAAUGUUUUGCAGAAUGUCUGUAGUGUGUAAAUUUGCCUUUGUGUUGGUGAGUGUAUAAAUGAGGCUGUGUGUGUGAAUCAAUAUACCAAGCAUGUCAUCCACAGAACAGUACACCAGAGCUGACUGACAAUGGCAGCCAAAGGCCCCACUGGCCAGAUUUGUAGCUCAUAGGAGAACCUACUAUUAUAAUACAUAGAAUUAAGCAAUAAGGCCAGAGGAGGUGUGGUAUAUGACCAAUGUACCACAGCUAAGGGUUGUUCUUACGCACGACACAAAGUCGUGCCUGGACACAGCCCAGAGUGCCUGGACACAGCCCUUAGCCGUGGUAUAUUGGCCAUAUACCACAAACCCCUGAGGUGCCUAAUUGCUAUUAUAAACUUUGUUACCAACGUAAUUAGAACAGUAAAAAGUAAUUGUUUUGUCAUACCCAUGGUAUACGGUCUGAUAUACCACGGCUUUAAGAAAAUCAGCAUUCAGGGUUCAAACCACCUAGUUUAUAAUUAUAGAUAUAGCACGGGCCGUUUCUAUUUCUGUAGCCGCCCAUCAAUCCUGUGUGUUGACGUGCCUCACGACAGAUCGCUGCAUGAAGCUGAAUGGCUUGUAUGGAUCAUUAUUUGUUUACAUAAAUAUAUAGACCAAAUUAAAAUCCACCCGUCGAACUGUCCUAUAUCCAUAGUUUCCCUUACACACGUUGCAAUGAUUUCUUCUGCGACAUUGCUUUUGUCUAAUAAACCUGGUCAAUGGAAACCUGCCUACUGUGUGUGUGUGUGUGUGUGUGUGUGUCCAGAUCCAGGAUGCGGCGGAGCAGGGUGUGCUGUUUGUGGGCUUCCUGCAGCAGCCUGGUGGGGGACCCUGUUUCCUGGGGCACAUGGACCCUGAAGACCUGUCCUCCCUGCACUCCAGCCCCUCCCCCAUACACAGACACCCUGCCAGUACCACAGCCCGCUGCUCAGAACCCACUAUAACAGAACUCAGCCCUACAGACUCUACAGAACCCCACCAGAACCUCCUAGAACCAGAACACGACCGGAACACAGAACUGAAAACACCAGAAUACAAGUCGGUAGAACUCAGAACAAUUGAACAGAACCCUACAGAUACCAGUCAGGUGGAGCUGGACUUGAGCUCAACAGAACUGGUAGAAAACACACAGGUCUCUACUUCAGUUGAGUCAACAGACAGAGAACACAUCCACAGUCCAGUCAGAAUACCCUCAAUAGAGGACCAACCAAACCACUGUCCAAUAGAACCAGCAGAACCACCAGAGAGACUGCAGAGUCCCAGCCCAAUAGAUCCAGCCUGUGACCAACAGAAUCACAACCACGUCCCAACUGAACUCCGUGGCGACCAGGAUCAACUACAGUCCUGCAACCCAAUAGAGACCACAUGUAUAGAGAGACAACAGAAUGAAAGCCAAGCAGACUUCAUCAGGACUCUACUACCAAACUUCAGCCCGGCAGAGUUAACACAUGGACUUGGUGGUCCAGACGCAGACAGACAGCGCCAGGGAGACAUAAAGAGUCCAAGCCCUCAGACACAGAACCAGAGAUGGAUACCGGAACAGUUCUACAGCACAGACGACCUGGUCCGGUCACCAGAACUAGACAACGCCGACCGCGGGUCGGAGUCCGGGGCUGAGAGGGGGUGCAACCGUGGAAACGGGGGUACGGACGGUGACCUGGAUGAGCAUCAGAGGAGCAGCAGAGUCCCGACCCACAACAACAACAAUCACAUCCGGGUCAAGAGUCCAGACAGAGAUAAGAGGGCUGUGGGGUCUCCACCAGCACAGAGCAGUGAGUGUGGAAUCUAUUACUGUUUCGACUACAUUAUUGACAGGCGGCUGAUGUGGCAUUGCCAUGAGUUGGAGUUUAUACUGAAUAUUGCAAUGUUGAUUCAUUUCAGUCUUGUGUAUUUCCUGGCAAAAUUAAAAAACAUAUUAUUUGUGCCUCUCUUUCUGUGUGUGUGUGUGUGUGUGUGUGUGUGUGUGUGUGUGUGUGUGUGUGUGUGUGUGUGUGUGUGUGUGUGUGUGUGUGUGUGUGUGUGUGUGUGUGUGCGUGCGUGCGUAGGGGUGCAGCUGUUUGCCCUCUACAACCACACGGGGGAGCUGUCCAGCUCUCUGAGGUUCUACUCCCUCAGGGUUCCGCUGGGGCUGCAGAGAGAGGCAGGGUUAGUGACAGAGGUCGAUGCCCACUGGCUAGAUCACAUGACCCAGCAUUUCACCAGUGGAGCUCGCCUCAUCGACGGUUUCUUUCACCUUGGAGACGACAAUGGUAUGUUUGGCACAAUGGUGAUGUGCUAUAGUAGCCUGAGUGUCAGUCUGUUUGUGCUGUCAUGCCAACUCCUUGUCACUCGUUGGCGUGCCAAACACUCUGUUCUCCUCGAGCUCAUUAAUGGCAGCAUGUUCAUAUUUGAAGAUUGCUGAGAGGCCAGACUGUUUGGCUUGUCAAUGAGCACUGGAGUUGGCAAGAGCACAAACUGAUCUGGGACAAGGCUAGUGUUGUAGUGUUUAAAGAAAUAGAGCCUGCACACUCAUAAGCUUCACCACGUACCUUUAUUCACAAACAAACAACGUUUCCAUCCUGCAAGGAUAAUUGUCACGUCAUCAGGUUAUAGUGUUUACCAUGGCAAUAUACUGAAAACUUUUUGAACUUAGGGGGAAAUGUUAAAGGCCUACUUGGAAAGUGUGUAGGCUCAGCCUUAUCCAUGUUCCUUCACGCAUGAUGCAUGGAAGGACAUGCAAAGCCAAGAUCGGAUCAACUCUCUAUCUCUUCCAAAUCUGUGGAGGAGAUUCAACUGUAACAGAAGAAGUUGCGCUUCUCUCUCUGUCUCCGUCUCUCUCUCUUUCUCUCCCUGUCUGUCUCUCCCUGUCUCUGUCUCUCUGUCUCUCCCUGUCUCUGUCUCUCUGUCUCUCACUCUCUCUCUGUCUCUGUCUCUGUCUGUCUCUCACUCUCUCUGUCUCUGUCUCUCUGUCUUUCACUCUCUCUCUGUCUCUGUCUCUCUCUGUCUCACUCUUUCUGUCUCUCUGUCUUUCACUCUCUCUCUCUGUCUCUCACUCUCUCUCUGUCUCUGUCUCUCUCUUUCUCUCCCUGUCUCUGUCUCUGUCUUUCACUCUCUCUCUCUGUCUCUCUGUCUCACUCUCUUUCUCUCUCUCACCCUCUUUCUCUCUGUCUUUCACUCUCUCUCUCUGUCUCCCACUCUCUGUCUCUGCAUCUGUCUCUCUGUCUCUCUCUCUCUGUCUCACUCUCUCUUUCUCUAUCUGUCUCUCUCCCUGUCUCUCUCUUUCACUCUCUCUUUGUCGCUGUCUCUCACUCUCUCUGUCUCUCUCUCUCGCUCUCUCUCUGUCUCACUCUCUCUCUGUCUCACUCUCUGUCUCUCUCUCUCUCUUUCAGACAGCGGGGUCUCCUCCGUGGACAGUGUGUUCAUCUUUCAGAGCUCCUCAGAAGAAACCCCACCCAUUUCAUACGACGCCAUUGUGGUGGAGCAGUGGACCAUUGUUGAUGUUAGUGUGUGUGUGUGUGUGUGUGUGUGUGUGUGUGUGUGUGUGUGUGUGUGUGUGUGUGUGUGUCCAUUGUCGACGUGUGUGUAACACUGUUUUUGUCCUCUCCAGGGUGUAGUGGUAAGGACUGACUACAUCCCCUUGCUCCAGUCUCUGGCUCCCUAUGGCUGGAGGCUGAUGUGUGUUCUGCCUACUCCCAUCGUUAAGACCAACAGGUACUGUCCAAACCAGGAAGGAACACUAGGUAGUAGGCACUAUACCAGCCUAGUAUUGGCUAAUACUUACAGUAUUUCUGUAAACCAGGGAUGGGCAACUGGCGUCCGCCCCCUUUUUGAAGGCCCUCGGAUCAAUUUCCAACCCCCAAAGAAUUAUAAAUAUUUUAUAUAUUUUAUUUUUAAUUUUUUUAAUUUUAGGAACUCAGUCUGGGUCUCAACUUCGUGUUGCGAGUUAGAAUAGUAGAAUAGGUGCAAGUUCGAAAUUUGGUGGUGCAUCAGCAGUUUUUCUCUUGUUUUUCUCUUGUUAUGUCAGUCACUGAUAGUCAGUCAAUUAGCCCAUGUCAGCUAACAUUUUUUAUUGCGAAAGUUACUUUAGCGGCCAGCUAUCUAAACUUGUUAUCCUGGUUGAAUUACAUUUUACAUUUACAUUUUACUCAUUUAGCAGACGCUCUUAUCCAGAGCGACUUACAGGAGCAAUUAGGGUUAAGUGCCUUGCUCAAGGGCACAUUUACGUCAUUUAGCAGACGCUCUUAUCCAGAGCGACUUACAAAUUGGUGCAUUCACCCUAUAGCCAGUGGGAUAACCACUUUACAAUUAUUAAUAUUUUUUUUUGGGGGGGGGGGGGGGGUAGAAGGAUUACUUUAUCCUAUCCCAGGUGUUCCUUAAAGAGGUGGGGUUUCAAAUGUCUCCGGAAGGUGGUGAGUGACUCCGCUGUCCUGGCGUCGUGAGGGAGCUUGUUCCACCAUUGGGGUGCCAGAGCAGCGAACAGUUUUGACUGGGCUGAGCGGGAACUAUGCUUCCGCAGAGGAAGGGGAGCCAGCAGGCCAGAGGUGGAUGAACGCAAUGCCCUCGUUUGGGUGUAGGGACUGAUCAGAGCCUGAAGGUACGGAGGUGCCGUUCCCCUCACUGCUCCAUAGGCAAGCACCAUGGUCUUGUAACGGAUGCGAGCUUCAACUGGAAGCCAGUGGAGUGUGCGGAGGAGGGGGGUGACGUGAGAGAACUUGGGAAGGUUGAACACCAGACGGGCUGCGGCAUUCUGGAUGAGUUGUAGGGGUUUAAUGGCACAGGCAGGGAGCCCAGCCAACAGCGAGUUGCAGUAAUCCAGACGGGAGAUGACAAGUGCCUGGAUUAGGACCUGUGCCGCUUCCUGUGUAAGGCAGGGUCGUACUCUCCGAAUGUUGUAGAGCAUGAACCUGCAGGAUCGGGUCACCGCCUUGAUGUUAGCGGAGAACGACAGGGUGUUGUCCAGGGUCACACCAAGGCUCUUCGCACUCUGGGAGGAGGACACAACGGAGUUGUCAACCGUGAUGGCGAGAUCAUGGAACAGUCAGUCCUUCCCCGGGAGGAAGAGCAGCUCCGUCUUGUCAGGGUUCAGCUUGAGGUGGUGAUCCGUCAUCCAUACUGAUAUGUCGGCCAGACAUGCAGAGAUGCGAUUCGCCACCUGGUUAUCAGAAGGGGGAAAGGAGAAGAUUAGUUGUGUAUCGUCAGCGUAGCAAUGAUAGGAGAGGCCAUGUGAGGAUAUGACAGAGCCAAGUGACUUGGUGUAUAGGGAGAAAAGGAGAGGGCCUAGAACUGAGCCCUGGGGGACACCAGUGGUGAGAGCACGUGGUGCGGAGACAGCUUCUCGCCACGCCACUUGGUAGGAGCGACCGGUCAGGUAGGACGCAAUCCAGGAAGGGGAAAUGUGGCAAAGAGCUUCCUAGGGUUAGAGGCAGAUGCUUGGAAUUUAGAGUGGUAGAAAGUGGCCUUAGCAGCAGAAACAGAUGAAGAAAAUGUAGAGAGGAGGGAGUGAAAAGAUGCCAGGUCGGCAGGGAGUUUAGUUUUAAGAAGAAGUAGAAGAGCAACAUCUAGUAAAGAUGAAGUCAAGCGUAUUGCCUGCCUUGUGAGUAGGGGGGGAGGGUGAGGUCAAAAGAGGAGAGGAGUGGAAAGAAGGAGGCAGAGAGAAAUGAGUCAAAUGUAGACGUAGGGAGGUUGAAAUCCCCCAAAACUGUGAAGGGUGAGCCAUCCUCAGGAAAGGAACUUAUCAAGGCGUCAAGCUCAUUGAUGAACUCUCCAAGGGAACCUGGAGGGCGAUAGAUGACAAGGAUAUUAAGCUUAAAUGGGCUAGUGACUGUGACAGCGUGGAAUUCAAAUGAGGAGAUAGGACAGAUGGGUUAGGGGAAAAUUGAGAAUGACCACUUGGGAGAGAUGAGGAUUCCUGUGCCACCACCCCUCUGACCAGAUGCUCUCGGGGUAUGCGAGAACACAUGGUCAGACGAGGAGAGAGCAGUAGGAGUAGCAGUGUUUUCAGUGGUAAUCCAUGUUUCCGUCAGCGCCAGGAAGUCGAGGGACUGGAGGGUAGCAUAGGCUGGGAUGAAGUCAGCCUUGUUGGCGGCAGAACGGCAGUUCCAGAGGCUGCCUGAGACCUGGAACUCCAGGUGUGUGGUGCGUGCAGGGACCACCAGGUUAGAGAGGCAGCAGCCACGCGGUGUGAGGCGUUUGUGUAGCCUGUGCGGAGAGGAGAGAACAGGGAUAGGCAGAGGCAUAGUUGACAGGCUGCAGCAGAUGGCUACAAUAAUGCAGAGGAGAUCGGAAUGAAAUGAACUAAACAUCUGGGAAAGGAGAGAGCAGGCCUCCCUCACCAAAAAAAAUAUAACUCUCCCAACUUCCACCUCAGAAACUAUAAUUGUUUCACUGAACCACCCGAAUAAAACUCUCCCAACUUCCACUUUAGAAAUUAGAAUUGUUGUAAACUACAGCAGACUGUUAUCAGUAGCUGUAAUUAAGUACAGCAGCUACCAACCACCUAACGUUAAUGCCUCGGAUAAGGAGGUUAGAAAAACAGCUGAAUGGUGGCAGCUAGCUGGCUCAAUCACAGGUACUCUUAAGCAUGAAAUAACAUUGGAAACAACUAACCACAGUUGCUAAAAGUUACCAGUAGCUACCCGCUAGCUAGCUAGCUAGCUUUGUUGGUCCAAGUAGUGGGUAAGCUAGCCUCGUGCUUCGCCGGGGUCCGCCGAAUACAAUACUUACCUACAAUAAUUACCUACAAUAACCUACAAUAACUACCUGAGUAAGCUACCUAUAAUACCAAACUACAAUACCUACCUACAAUCUAAAUACAUGGUUUAAGCUUUACUCAACACCAUAUAAGAAGCCAAGCUUACCUUUCAUAACGCAGCAAUGAUUAAACGUUGGGUAGCUAGCGCAAAGAUAUUGUAUUUAGCUACUACAGUACAGCCAGCUGGUAGUGUUGGCUAGCUAGCAAUGGCUGCUGUGUUGACUUUGUUUGAAAAACGGCGUCGCUGCGAACGAAUGUAGCUGGCUAAAAGGAUAUUGUUUUUAGUUGCUACCGUUGCUAAUAGCUACUCGCCAGCUAAUCCAGGAGGUGAGUUAGCUAGCUAGCUUCGUGCUACACCCGGCACCGCCUGUCAAGGCGUGCUGUAGGUGCAGUGGCGGAAUCAAAUGCAGAACGCAGACGGAUAAUCCAACAGAUUUGUAUUGAGUCGAAACACGGCAAACGGACAACACUUGCCCGAAGGCGAAAUACGCACGAAGGCGAAAUACAAACAAAACAGCGCACAAACAGGUGCGUAAACUCCAGCGCAGUGGAGAGAAGCUCAACCGAGCGAAAACACGUCUGACACAAUCAAUAAUACACAACACCUGACACACACAAUGGGAACUAAAUAGGACACUAAUGACACUAAAUGAAAACAGGUGUGACAACACUCAGACAAAAGCAAACGAACAUGAAACAUACAACGGUGGCAGCUAGUACUCCGGAGACAACGAACGCCGAAGCCUGCCCGAACAAGGGAGAGAGGCAGCCUCGGCCGAAACCGUGACACCGCCGAAUACAAAAGUAACCUACAAUAACUACACAACAACUACCCACAACAGCCCACGAUGCCUACCUAUACUACUUAAUAAUAUACAGCCCACGAUGCCUACCUAUAAUACCUAACUACAAUCUAAAUACAUAGUUUAAGCCUUACUCGACAAAGCCCAAGCUAUGUAUAAAGCCAAACUGGCAGACUGCAAUCAGUAGCCGUAAUUAAGUCCGGGGGACCUCCAUUGACUUUGUUAGUUAGUCCCACUCAGAUAUCAUAUUAGAAACUGCAAACAUUUGCCUCCACCCUAUGGGAAAAUGGGUGGAAUUGCAGGAAAUUUGCUGUAAAACAGCUAAUUUCCCUCUCUGCCCCAUGGCAAAUUAGUAGAAUUGCAUGAAAUGAGUUAUAAAAGUACUAAAUAUUCUCUACACCCCAUGGCAAAAUGUGUAGAAUUGCACAAAAUGAACAACUGCGGCCCGUCAUGAUGCGUUACCGACUUUUGGUUGCCCCAACCCCUAUCAAAGUUGCCCAUCCCUGCUGUAAACCAUACCAAACAUUGGAACACUGCACAUCAUUUGGAACACAAUUACCUUUCACAUUUUGUCACAUCACAAGAUCCAGUAAAAGACCCAGAAUAAGACAAAGAGACAGUUCUAAUAUCAAGUUACAAGAUGUGUGGCAAGUACUGAUGUGAUUCACAUAGUAUUAAUAGCAUUGUUCUCUCCUCAGUGAUGGCAGCUUGUCCACAAAGCAGAUCCUCUUCCUCCAGAGACCUGCCCUGCAACGCAAAAGGAAAGACUUCAAGGUUCCUCACCAUAUUUUUUACUCUAAUUCUCCCUCUCGCUCUCCCACUCCCUCUCGCUCUCCCACUCCCUCUCUCUCUCUCUCUCUCUCGCUCUCCCACUCCCUCUCUCUCUCUCCCUCUCUCCCUCUCUCCCUCUCUCACUCUCUCUCUCUCCCUCUCUCUCCCUCUCUCCCUCUCUCCCUCUCUCCCUCUCCCUCUCUCGCUCUCUCGCUCUCUCUCCCUCUCGCUCUCUCUCUCGCUCUCUCUCUCGCUCUCUCUUGCUCUCCCACUCCCUCUCUCUCCAUCUCUCGCUCUCUCUCCCUCUCACUCUCUCUCUCUCUCUCCCUCUCACGCUCUCUCUCUCUCUCUCCCUCUCUCCCUCUCUCCCUCCCUCUCGCGCUCUCUCUCUCUCUUCCUCUCUCAAUUCAACUCAAAGGGCUUUAUUGGCAUGGGAAACAUAUGUUUACAUUGCCAAAGCAAGUGAAAUAGAUAAUAAACAAAAGUGAAAUAAACAAUAAAAAAUUAACAGUAAACAUUACACUCACAAAAGUUCCAAAUAUUUAAGUACAAAAGGGAAAAUAAAUCAUCAUAAAUAUGGGUUGUAUUUACAAUGGUGUUUGUUCUUCACUGGUUACCCUUUUCUCUCUCUCUCUCUCUCUCGCUCUCUCUCUCGUAACCUACACAAUGCUGUGUCACAGUUGGUGUCAUUAAAAAGUCAUACUUCUAAAUAUAGCGGUAGAUAACCCAGCUGAGAUAGAACUACUCUGGUUCUGUUAAUGCUCAGAGGGACAGUUCUAUGGUCUAAUAAUAGCCAUUUCUUAGUACAUUACAGUCAAACAGAGAUUUGGUCAAUUAUUUGCAGUUAACUUUCCAAGAGAGAGGCAUCACCGAGAUAGACUUUGUAGUGUUUUUGUCAGGUGUCUGAAGAGAGAGAGAGAGUUUAAAGAAAGAAAAAAAAAAGAAAUCUUUAAAAUGUCUCUCUUUCAGAAGUUGAACCUCAGGGGUCUGAACAAGGCGAAGAAAAACUCUGCCGGAGAAAUGCUGAAAGAGGAGAGAAAGAACACGUCCCCAGUGAUGGAGAGAGGGAUGGAUGGACAGAAGAGGAACACGGAAGAGGAGGAGAGAGAAGAGGAGGAGAGAGAGUGUGAGACAGAAUAUCAAGAAGACUUCCCCCAGGGUACAGAGGAUGGGGCCACAGACCUCAACCAGGAAGUAGAGCAGGAGAAUGGCAAAGUCCCAUUGGCCAGACAGGAGAAGGCUGUUAGGUUUGCAGAUGUCAAUCAGAAGAAUGAUGAAGUGAAGUCAGAGGAGAAGAUCACACAGCAGCUGAGUGAAAGAGCGCUGUUUUCUGGAGUAUGUUAAUUAAGAACUGACAGAUAGAAUCAGGGCCCGUGGUCAAUAAAGCAUCUCAGAGUAGGAGUGCUGGAGUGUAUUCAUUAUGGCGAUUCUGUUGCAAAACAUUUCAUCUGUUGCAAAACGUUUUGCGAACAGAAACUGUUUACUCCGAACGGAAAACGUUUUGCAAUGGAAACUAUCGUUUCUAUUGGACGAAUUCAGGUAGGUCCCUCCCUGUUUCGUUCCAUUUGCUCUGUUUGCUUCCGUUUGGUUCUUAAACAGUAAAUGGUUUCCGUUAAAGGACGUAAUGAAUGCCCCCAUGAUCUAGGUUCAGUUUUAUCUCCUAAAGCAUAAUGAAUAAGCAGGGGUAACUGAUCCUAGAUCAGCACUCCUACUGUGAGACACUUUGUGAAUACAAGCCCUGACCUGGCUUCAAAUAGUAUUUAUAAGAUUGCUUGUAUGGUGCCUUGCCUGGAUGGAACCAAUGGAAUAUUCCCAAAAGUGCAAACCCAGCCCACAUGACACUCUAGGCAGGCUCAUGUAAGUUGUAAGAUUUCUAACUAUUUUGUCCCAGUACUGGAAGUACUAAAUAAACAGAAUGACAGAAGAUGAAGAACUAUGUGGAUAUUCUAAGAACUAGUAGCUCAUCGACGGAAACCAAGGCUCUUACCAGAAUGGUGAUUUAGUUCAAAGCCUUUAUAUUCCUGCUAUUGUCAUAUAUAGAUUUCUAUAUGGAUCUGUGUAUAUUCAUAUGGGCUGCUGCCAACAUGUAACGGCUUCAAUCAGCCUUCAAGGCACACAUUUCACCUUUUGACCUCUGUUGCCUCAGAUGUUGUCAUGUGGAGUAGGGUGAAGUUGCCCGUAGACGCUGAUCUUGGGUAAAUUUAACAUUUCCUCCACCAAUGGUUAAGGUUAGGAUUGGGGCAGGGGAAGCUGAUCCUAGAUCUGUACCUAUGGCAAACUUCACCCCAGAGUGUUGUAAUGGAUUAGCCUAUUAGGCAUUAAUAUAUGGAGGUGUAUUUGUACAGUUGUUAUGCAUCUGCUUUGGGCCAGUGUCAUUGGUUCAUGUAGUGGCCAAUGAGAAUGUGCACAUGAUGUAGGUCAGGGUUUAGAGGUAAGAGCCUUAAUUGCCAUGGUAACAUAAAUGUUUUCCCCUACCUAUGGAUCACUGUUUAUAGAUCUAUAUGUAUCAAAGAAUACUGUACAUUUAAGUAGAUACUCUACUUCUCUAUUUAACCCAUUAUAGUCAAGGUCUAUGGCCCUGAGUGAAUACUUAAUCUACAUAUCAUGAUUGGAUAGGUGUCAUGGUUCCACUGCAUAGCUUUCACCUACCAUGUUAUGUCAGGUCAGUGAUUAUACUUUAUGGAAGGGAUUUAUGGAGUACAUUUUAGGAAUAUUUGUACGGCGCCAUAGUCCUCUUCCUGCUCUGGAAGUGUGUUGUGUGAGUGGUGUGGUAUGCAAGUCUUUGGUAGUGUCCUAAAUGGUAACGUAUUCCCAUUCAGCUCUGGUCAAAAGCAGUACACUAUGUAGGGAAUAGGGUGCCAUUUGGGACGUAGCCUCCUAUUACAGACAAACAGGAGGAAUAAACAGUUCACAAAACAAUAUGUGGAUUCCAUUUUCUUUUAUUUCAACCUGCAUUCAAAUUAUACUGAUGUCUGUGUAAUCUCCUCAGUCUCCCUACAUCUGAGGAGCAAAAACUCUGAAAAAUAUGUUAAAAUCAUCACGGCAACCCCCACAGAGAAACGAAAACCAGAAACCAUCUGAGGGAGACGUCAUGCUAUGGACCAAUCAGGCACCACCUGGAGGUUCCAUUACAGUGCACCAUGGGAGAUCCCCUCUGCCCCUGUACGCAAACUCAUUUGAGUAUGUGAGACGUGUGUAAUAGUCCCCCGUAGCUCAGUUGGUAGAGCAUGGCGCUUGCAACGCCAGGGUUGUGGGUUCGUUUCCCAAGGGGGGCCAAUAUGAAAAUGUAUGCACUCACUAACUGUAAAUCGCUCUGGAUAAGAGCGUCUCCUAAAUGACUAAAAUGUAAAUGUAAUUUCAGGCCUGUAUGAGUGUGUUUGGAGGAAGUUGUGAUGUGAGCGGAAGAGAGAGAUGGGAUAAGGGGACAUUUGCCAGGAUGUGGGGGAGAUAUGUUUUAAGGUCUACAUAGUUUUUACUUUCUAUAAAUACUAUUGCUGGUGUGAUGAUCUCUCUAGCCCCUUUAUACCUAAUGCAAACAAUGUAUCCUGAUCUUGUCCACAUUCUGAUUGUCCCUGAUAGUGAUUGGAUUAUCUUGAUCGGAUCACAAAAAACACAUGUUAAUGCGAGGUGUAACCAUUGCUAUAAAUAACUUUUUUGAGAGCGGGCAUCUGCAAGAUUAAAACCUGGGACCUUCUGGUCCACAUCUGGUUUAUUUUAUUUGACUCUCACCUGUAAUCUCCAACCACUGACCUGUCAUUCUAAGCUCUGCCCCCCAUUCAACCAGUCUCAUCGUCCCUGACUACUUCCGAAGGUGGUCAGAAAGAUCUGAUCACACUCAGAUCCGCUUUAGCCGAUCACACUCAGAUCCGCUUUAGCCGACAUCCGCAUAGCGGUUGUUUUGACGUGUUAGAGCUGUCAAAUCCACAAGUGGCUCCUGGCAUUAUACCUAAAGCAGACAUUGCCAUUGGCUACACUGGAGUUCUCAUUAACAGAAAUCCCAUGCAGCCUUGUUUAACAAGUUCGAACACUGGAAUGUGAGAUGUAAUCUACACCUUGAUUAGGCUGAUAGAAAUCCUCAUUAUUUCUAUAUAGCCUACACUUGCUCAUUCUGACCUAAUGUGAGUGGGGUGGGUGUGGCUUCAUGACAAUGAUCAAUAGCUGCUGCUCACCGAUUUGACAGCUCCAACGCAGUUACACCUCCAAAACAUCAGCUAUGCGGGAGUGGGCUAUCGCCGGUUAACGCUUGAGCUGAGUGAAUGUAGGCCUUAAUUGUCUAAACUUCAAAAAAUGUGGACAAUAUGAGUAUGCAUUUUAGCACCAGGUAUAAACAGGGCUUUUGAUGGGUGGGUUGUCUGAAAAACGAAAACCUUUAUAAAUGACCUCUGCUGCAAGAAAUAAAUAAGAUUCAGUUAUCAAAUAUUUAUCCUGUACCGAAUUGUACAUACACAUUCUUUACUCAAAUACAAUAGCCCUGAAUAAAAUGAAUAUUUUCUUAAUUAGUUUGAUACAGAAAAAGUCACUCAGAAAAUAGGUGGGAGGGCAAGAUUGAGUUUCUAACCGUCACUGAGGUGAGGACAGUUUGAGUGUUUCUCCACUGGGCAACGAUCCAUAUAGUGGAUCAUCAGGAAAGCUAUAUACACACACAUUAUAGUGCACUUCACACAGGUCAGAGGUCAACAUCAGCCAGGCUCAGAUCAAUGGCCCCGUACACACUCUCGGAAUGUACAACUGAUGUUCAUUGCAUUUGGUGAACACUCGAGUCAGGUGAUAGUUGAAUAUUCCGGUAAAGAGAGAUGAGUUCAGUUGCGCGUUAAUUUGUUCAAAUUGUAGCCGAGUCGAGCCAGUUGUUCAAGUUGGUACCUGGUAGAAAUACAUGUUCAGGUGAGGGUAAAAUAAAUCAAAUGAUGCGGCCAGGUCACACCUGCGGAGAAAUAUGGUCCAAUGUCCCACAAAAUGUUGCCAUGGUAACAUGGGCGGGUGCGUGGUCUGGGUGGUGUGUGUUGGGUUGGUCUUUGAACUCAUAGGUACUGGGGGAGAGAGCAGGGUGGGUCCUCCCACCAUUGAUAUCCACUAGCCAGUGAUGCAGCAGUGGAUAGUUAGGCCGGGGUGAGUGAUGAUGAAGAGGUCUGUUUCUAGUACACACUACCACCACUUCUCAAACAGUAUCCUGUCCCGGGAUAGGCCUAGGCUGAGCAGGGUCUGGACCAUGCUCUCUAUCAUGGGUGGAGGGCCACACAGGUAACACAGAGUAGUGUUAGGGUCGACGUGAUGACGCAACUCCCCCUCUGAUAGCCUCCCACCUGGGGAAGAUCAAAUCAACAUUUAUUUAAAGUUUCAUUUUAAAAAACAAGACAUGGAAAACGUACUUUCAUAUAGUGCUGUCAUUUUGUGAACUAGCAUUCAUUUAAAUAAAUUGAAUGUAUUUUUUUGCAGCCAAUGGAAACAUAUCCAGUUAAAAUAUAGAUCACUUCAAUGCCACAAAGUAUACAAACCCGUUGCAGAUUAUAUCAGUAAACAUUUGUAGUUGUGUUGAGGUCAUUCUGUAGUACUUACGGUUCAUGUACGGUUGGAGUUCCUGGUCGAUGUCUGCCGUCUGUGCAGUGAUGUGGAAGUCACAGGAGAAUUUCUCUGGGAAUUCUUUACACACGUCUAUGAUGGUUUUCUGAGAGCAGAGAAGAGGUCUCAUUCACCCACCCACACACACACCCUGAUAUAAUACAAAUAGAUAUACUGAUACAAAUACACUGAACGAAAAUAUAAACGCAACAUGUAAAGUGUUGGUACCAUGAGCUGAAAUAAAAGAGCCCAGAAAUGUUCCAUACGCACAAAAAGCUUAUUUCUCUCAAAUUUUGUGCACAAAUGUUUACAUCCCUGUUAGUGAGCAUUUCUCCUUUGCCAAGAUAAUCCAUCCACCUGACAGGUGUGGCAUUUCAAGAAGCUUAUUAAAAAGCAUGAUCAUUACACAGGUGCACCUUGUGCUGGGGAGAAUAAAAGGCCCCUCUAAAAUGUGCAGUUUUGUCACACAACACAAUGCCACCGAUGUCUCAAGUUUUGAGGGAGCGUGCAAUUGGCAUGCUGACUGCAGGAAUGUCCACCAGAGCAGUUGCCAGAAGAUGGAACGUUCAUUUCUCUACCAUAAGCCGCCUCCAACGUCAUUUUAGAGAAUUAGGCAGUAAGUCCAACCGGCCUCACAACCGCAGACCACGUGUAACAAGCCAGCCCAGGACCUCCACAUCCAGCUUCUUCAACUGCGGGAUUGUCCGAGACAGCUGAUGAAAAUGUGGGAUUGCGCAACCGAAGAAUUUCUGCAAAAACUGUCAAAAACCGUCUCAGGGAAGCUCAUCGGCAUGCUCGUUGUCCUCACCAGGGUCUUGACCUGACUGCAGUUCAGUGUCGUAAACGACUUCAGUGGGCAAAUGCUCACCUUCGAUGGCCACUGGCACGCUGAAUAAGUGCUCUUCACAGAUUAAUCCCGGUUUCAACUGUAACGGGCAGAUGGCAGACAGUGUGUAUAGUGUCGUGUGGGCGAGCGGUUUGCUGAUGUUAACGUUGUGAACAGAGUGCCCCAUGGUGGCGGUGGGGUUAUGGUAUGGGCAGGCAUAAGCUACGGACAACGAACACAAUUGCAUUUUAUCGAUGGCAAUUUGAAUGCACAGAGAUAACGUGAUUAGAUCCUAAAGCCCAUUGUCGUGCCAUUCAUCCACCGCCAUCACUUCAUGUUUCAGCAUGAUAAUGCACUGCCCCAUGUCACAAGGAUCUGUACACAAUUCCUGGAAGCUGAAAAUGUCCCAAUUCUUCCAUGGCCUGCAUACUCACCAGACAUGUCACCCAUUGAGCAAGUUUGGGAUGCUCUGGAUCGACAGCGUGUUCCAGUUCCCGCCAAUAUCCAGCAAACUUCACACAGCCAUUGAAGAGGAGUGGGACAAUAUUCCAUAGGUCACAAUCAACAACCUGAUCAACUCUAUGUGAAGGAGAUGUGUUGCGCUGCAUGAGGCAAAUGGUGGUCACACCAGAUACUGACUGGUUUUAUGAUCCACACCCCUACUUUUUUUUCUAGGUAUCUGUGACCAACAGAUGCAUAUCUGUAUUCCCAGUCGUGAAAUUCAUAGAUUAGGGCCUAAUUUAUUUAUUUCAAUUUAUUUAUUUCCUUAUAUGAACUGUAACUCAAUAAAAUCUUAGAAAUUCUUGCAUGUUGCGUUUAUAUAUUUUUUCAGUAUAUAUAUAUUGAUACAAAUACUUGCAUUGACAACCACCCUCACUCAGGGGCAACACUAGCACACUAGUGAUGUGCGGGUCAGCUGUUUGUUCUAACAUCCCAUCCGCAACCGCCCGACUAUAUGUGAUAAAGUGAAAAUCUGAGGCCCGCACCCAACCCUAACCUGCUAAUAUAGAAAAUGCGCUGUACAGUCAGAUCGCGGAAAGAUUUUUUGACAGGCCUAUUUUUCUGCUUAUAAUUUCCUACAUUUUAGCAGGCUAUUUGUUAGUCAACUUGUAUAAUUAGAUACAUGCAGCUUCUUUUCUGUCAUUACUUGUUGCCCCAGAAGAUGAAAUAAACCCUUGCUCACCAGAAUAACGUCAUAAAUCGAUAGAAUGAAUGGGGGGUUAUCUUGAUUAUUGUCCAGUCAUAUGGUCAAGUGCUGCAAAGAAGGACCUAGUUAAGCUGCAGCUGGCCCAGAAUAGAGCAGCAUGUCUUGCUCUUCAUUGUAAUCAGAGGGCUAAUAUCAAUACUAUGCAUGCCGGUCUCUCUUGGCUAGGUGUUGAGGAAAGACUGACUGCAUCACUUCUAGUGUUUAUAAGAAACAAUGUGUUGGAAACUUCUAAUUGUUUGCAUAGUCAAUUUACAGACAGCACUGACACACACACACUUUCCCCCACCAGACAUGCCACCAGGGGUCUUUUCACAGUCCCCAGGUCCAGAACAAAUUCAAGGAAACGUACAGUAUUAUACAGAGCCAUGAUUGCAUCUUAUAUAGCGCAAGUGAACAGCAAACCUGGUUUCAAAAAACAAAUAAAGCAACACCUCACGGCACAACGCCUCUCCCCCAUGUGACCUAAUUGUUGUGUACUGACAUGUGUAACUGAUACAGUGGCUUGCGAAAGUAUUCACCCCCCUUGACAUUUUUCCUAUUUUGUUGCCUUACAACCUGGAAUUAAAAUUGAUUUUUUGGGGGUUUGUAUCAUUUGAUUUACACAACAUGCCUACCACUUUUUUGUGAAACAAACAAGAAAUAAGACAAAGAAACAGAAAACUUGAGCGUGCAUAACUAUUCACCCCCCCAAAGUCAAUACUUUGUAGAGCCACCUUUUGCAGCAAUUACAGCUGCAAGUCUCUUGGGGUAUGUCUCUAUAAGCUUGGCACAUCUAGCCACUGGGAUUUUUGCCCAUUCUUCAAGGCAAAACUGUUCCAGCUCCUUCAAGUUGGAUGGGUUCCGCUGGUGUACAGCAAUCUUUAAGUCAUACCACAGAUUCUCAAUUGGAUUGAGGUCUGGGCUUUGACUAGGCCAUUCCAAGACAUUUAAAUGUUUCCCCUUAAACCACUCGAGUGUUGCUUUAGCAGUAUGCUUAGGGUCAUUGUCCUGCUGGAAGGUGAACCUCCGUCCCAGUCUCAAAUCUCUGGAAGACUGAAACAGGUUUCCCUCAUGAAUUUCCCUGUAUUUAGCGCCAUCCAUCAUUCCUUCAAUUCUGACCAGUUUCCCAGUCCCUGCCGAUGAAAAACAUCCCCACAGCAUGAUGCUGCCACCACCAUGCUUCACUGUGGGGAUGGUGUUCUCGGGGUGAUGAGAGGUGUUGGGUUUGUGCCAGACAUAGCGUUUUCCUUGAUGGCCAAAAAGUUCAAUUUUAGUCUCAUCUGACCAGAGUACCUUCUUCCAUAUGUUUGGGGAGUCUCCCACAUGCCUUCUGGCGAACACCAAACGUGUUUGCUUAUUUUUUCUUUAAGCAAUGGCUUUUUUCUGGCCACUCUUCCAUAAAGCUCAGCUCUGUGGAGUGUAUGUCUUAAAGUGGUCCUAUGGACAGAUACUCCAAUCUCCGCUGUGGAGCUUUGCAGCUCCUUCAGGGUUAUCUUUGGUCUCUUUGUUGCCUCUCUGAUUAAUGCCCUCCUUGCCUGGUCCGUGAGUUGUGGUGGGCGGCCCUCUCUUGGCAGGUUUGUUGUGGUGCCAUAUUCUUUCCAUUUUUUAAUAAUGGAUUUAAAUGGUGCUCUGUGUGAUGUUCAACGUUUCGGAUAUUUUUGUAUCACCCAACCCUGAUCUGUACUUCUCCACAACUUUGUCCCUGACCUGUUUGGAGAGCUCCUUGGUCUUCAUUGUGCCGCUUGCUUGGUGGUGCCCCUUGCUUAGUGAUGUUGCAGACUGGGGCCUUUCAGAACAUGUGUAUAUAUACUGAGAUCAUGUGACAGAUAAUGUGACACUUAGAUUGCACACAGGUGGACUUUAUUUAACUAAUUAUGUGACUUCUGAAGGUAGUUGGUUGCACCAGAUCUUAUUUAGGGGCUUCAUAGCAAAGGCGGGUGAAUACAUACGCAUGCACCACUUUUCCGUUAUUCAUUUUUUUGAAUUUUCAUUUCACUUCACCAAUUUGGACCAUUUUGUGCAUUACAUGAAAUCCAAAUAAAAAAUCAAAUUAAAAUUACAGGUUGUAAUGUAACAAAAUAGGAAAAACGCCAAGGGGGAUGAAUACUUUUGCAAGGCACUGUAGAUGCACACACACACUACGUGUUAAUGUUUUUAAAUGUAUGUAAAUUGUAAAGAGUUUUGUCUGUAGUCUUUUUCAUUAUGUGUCAGACCCUAGUAAGACCAGCUGUUGCCAUUGGCGUUGGCUAAUGGGGAUCCUAAUAUAGUAAAAUCUAAAUCAUUUCUGCUUCUCUCACACAGCAAAGACGUUAAGGGACGGCAGGGAAAAUGCAAUAAUGCAAAAAAAUGAAAGAUUUUCCAUGCAAAUUUUUCAAAAUUACAUCAGUUUGACCGGUUUAAGGAAAAGAAAAGCUGUUAAAACGACCGAACAUUUUUUGGAUAAGAUUUCAGUUUGGCUUAGAUGCAUAUUUUGUGGUUGAAAUACUAAUCAGCUUAUAUGAUGCUGAUAAAAAUAGCACCGCCACAUUUACAGACGGUCCCUAACCGCGUAUUCAUUCUCUAUGCUGAAAUAAAUAAAUCAUAUUUCUCCACUCCUGUUCCCCGAGUCAAAAUUGACAUUUAGUGUAUCAUUUUACUGUAAGAAAUGAGUGUCCAGAUUUCAGUUAGGCUACUAUUCCAUUUAACCCAUCUGAACAGUCCAGUUCCCUUGAUGUGCCAUUUUGAAGUCCCUGUCUUGUGAUUUGGCAGUUGGUGUGUAUUUGGACCACUACAGUUAGGCCCUAAAGCUUAGGCUACGCACUAACGCCAGAUAGAACUAAUAAAAGAAAAAACUAUAUGUAGCCUAUAGAUAUGAAUGAUAUCUACAGUAAAGCCUACAUUGAGGGUUUUUUCACAAUAUUUAUACAUUUAUGGAUUUUUUAAUGCAUUUUCUCUUUAUUCAACCCGCCUGCCCCCCACCUGCCUUUCAUCAACACAAUAUUUCAUGACCCUAAACCCACCCGCCCCGCGGAUAUAGCCACAGGGACUGCGGGUUAUGAGUCAACCCGCACAUCUCUCUCUCUCUCCCUCCCCCUCUGUUUCUCUCUCUCUCACCUUGAAGAGCAACUCUUGUGCGUUCUUGGCGCUGUAGCAGAGGUGGGUGGAGCCUAUGUCAUAGCCCCUCCCUACGUUAGCGGGGUUCUGUCGUAGCAGGUCAGCGGCGUGGAGCAGGAUGGAGUAUAGAGGGUUAAUGCCCACGCCCCCUGCCACCAACAACAGGUCAACACAGGGGUCAGAGGGCAGGGGGUCAAAGAAGAAGUUACCGCCCACACGCAUCGCUACAUGGGAGUCGACAGUGCACUGUGAGAGAGAGACAGAGAGAGAGAAAGAAGAA